AUGAAGUUGGUACGCUGUGGAAGCCUGUGGGAAACUCUCCGGUGGACGCUGCAUGCUUGGUGGCAUGGUUAUCAUGUCCCAACAGAUAGGGUUACGUGGACCUCGACGAGGGACACAACUAUACCUUAUGAAGAGGAGGUCAAGAUAACUGCUAAGCGCUGGUCACUACUGGUGCCAUUCUUUGCCUCCCGUGGCUAUCACCUCUAUGAAUCGAUCAUUGGGUCCCGGACCAUGCCACCAUCCUCAGUCAAACCACAGAGGGGCAUGGACGACUGCUAUCCCUAUGCACGACGCCGAGAGAGGCAUGAGAGAGGUCUCGAGUUCAUUGAAAUACAGAGUUGUAGGGUGUGGGCCGCGCGUGACAAUGCCGGAAGAGAGGUCGUCAUCAAGUCUCUGUCCCUGCUGGUCUCCUUGGGGGAGCAAGAGUGGGACGAGCUCAAGAUUUACAAGAGGUUGAAUACCCCUGAAGCUAGGGCAGAUCCUCGCAACCGGACCCUGCCUGUCCUCGACUACAUUAUCUACAAUGGGCUGGUAUUCGUUGUCACACCCCGCUGGGGGGAGCCAGUCGUGGGGUUGAGCUUCUCUAAGGUAGAGCAGGUCCUUGUCAUGGCUGAUCAGCUGCUGGAGGUAUCACCCACCGCACUACUACUUCGUAAUCUGGCUAAUUUACCGAUGAUCAAGGGCAUGGCAUUUCUGCACCACCAACGAAUAGCCCACCGCGACGUUGACACGCGGAACGUGGUCAUGAACGCGCUAUACGAGAUUGCCGAGGGACACGACUGCGACGAAAUUCGUGACUCUUCCGUUGUGCGUUACGCUUACAUUGACUUUGAAGCUUCGGUAAUUCUGCCUCCGGAUACGGACAUCGGGAAAGUUGUUAUGAAGCGGGAGGAGAGGCUCACAACCAUACGCGCUGGUCUGGAAAGUGGAGAAUCGAAUCCCUUUGCAGACGACAUCUACGUUUUGAUUGUUGUCUUGCAACGUUGGGUUCGGGUUGUCGAGAAUACCGUUCCAGCAAUCGGGAAGUUCUUCGACGAGAUAAUAUCAAAUUAUUCCAGCGAUCUCUCAUCCAUAGAGAUUCUGAGCAAAUUUCGCCGCAUCCGGGCUGGACUCACACCAGAACAGUUGAAGAGUCCCACCCCUGGCAGGUUUUGGCAUAAAGGAAAGGUGCAAAGACAUCUCAGCGACUGGGGUUUUGCGGGGAGUGCACCCGCAAGUACUUAA
Coprinopsis cinerea okayama7#130 is the source of this 1224-nucleotide messenger RNA. Its product is annotated as other/AgaK1 protein kinase. The record is from RefSeq and is a predicted model, not a curated record. The transcript is spliced from 6 exons. NCBI's taxonomy places the organism in Eukaryota, Fungi, Basidiomycota, Agaricomycetes, Agaricales, Psathyrellaceae. Bases 1 to 1224 code for a protein of 407 amino acids.